Messenger RNA from Nanorana parkeri, 923 nucleotides. RefSeq names its product jouberin-like. Lineage: Eukaryota; Metazoa; Chordata; Amphibia; Anura; Dicroglossidae. Gene Ontology annotation, molecular function: protein binding. Gene Ontology annotation, cellular component: ciliary basal body. The record is from RefSeq and is a predicted model, not a curated record. Gene Ontology annotation, biological process: motile cilium assembly. Bases 71 to 886 code for a protein of 271 amino acids. The transcript is spliced from 8 exons.
UGAUGUCAGGGGUUAUAGUCAUGCUGAUAUUUUCACGCUUCAAGAUUCUAUCAUUGCUGCAAAAUCUUCUAUGCGGAUGAAGAGAGUAAAACAAAAACUGGAUUCAGUUCUGAAUGGUUCCAGUGUCUUGCUGCCUGCCCCAUCAUUGCUGUCUCCUCAUUCUAAAGUCAGACUUGCCGGAGGGCCCAGCACACAACUGCAAGCAAUUGGUACAGGCUCAUCGGGUGGUUUUAGCCCAGUUGGACAGCCACUUAGCCGCACACCAUCAAUCAGACUGCAGAUGAUUAACACAGAAGCAAAGGUUUCUUCCUUGAAAGCAGAAGCUGACAGUGGGCUACCUAUUCAGGAAACAGUUGUGGCUCUGUAUGACUACACUGCACAUCGAUCAGAUGAGCUAAGCCUUCAUCGUAGUGACAUUAUCCAUGUGUUAUACAAAGAUAAUGAUAAUUGGUGGUUUGGCAUUAUAGAAAAUGGACAACAGGGUUAUUUUCCAGCAAAUUAUGUGGCUACUGAAAUCCCCUAUGAUGAAGAUCUCACUACAGCAUCAAAGUCACAUUUUACCCAUUCCCAGGAAGUUUCGAAUGCAGAAGGGCCUGAACAGAGUCCCCAAAGGAUGUCGGCGGUCCCCAGCAAGUCAAAGGAUCUGAAAUUUAUGUCACAGCAUGACACAGAUGCAGAUUCACCUGUGACACAAACAAGGCAGAAAGCACGACAGAUGACAAAAUCACCUGAUCUAAGUUCACAGCCAGGAACAUUUCUGAUUGGAUCUGUGGGUUCUGAACGGGAUCUACCAAGACUGGAUCACAGUGUUAAACCAAAAAAGACCAGUUUUAAACAAUCACCUACAGUUGGGAAGACAAACGUUGCAUUUGAGCCAGAUGAAUGAGAGUCAAGACCAUGUCUGUGAAUUUACCUUUACGUCU